Aphis gossypii (cotton aphid) is the source of this 1266-nucleotide messenger RNA. RefSeq names its product ciliogenesis-associated TTC17-interacting protein. The transcript is spliced from 6 exons. Lineage: Eukaryota; Metazoa; Arthropoda; Insecta; Hemiptera; Aphididae. The record is from RefSeq and is a predicted model, not a curated record. The coding region runs from base 124 to 1188 and encodes 354 amino acids.
UUGAAUUUUUUAAAUAAAUAACAAAUGUCAUGUUUGUAUUGUUAUUAUUAAAUAUAAUAUUACUUAUUAUUGUUUAAUCAUUUUGAAGAAUUAUAUAUUUGAAAAAAUUAUUAAAACGCCGUUAUGAACAUGAAUAUUUAUACAAUUUAUGCAAGUGAUUUGGUAAGCUAUGCAAAAAAAGAAGAACAAAUUUUGAAUUUAAAAAAUGAAAAUGCUGAAGAUAAUUAUUCGAUACCUGACAAUGAGGGUAUAUCAAAAUUAUGUUUUAAUGAAACAUUGACUAUAUGGAAUGAAAAAGAAGAAGAAGUAGGAGAAUUUGUUGGUAAAAUACGGAAAAGUCACUUAAAUACUAAUCCUUCAACUUUAAUGAUAAAUUUAAAUUCGACCAAUAUUUCCGAACAUGGUAAAGAAAUAGGAUUGAGUGUAAUAACUACCACCACCGUAAAUUUUCUUUCUUACGAAGAAAAAUGGUCACAAUGGCAAUCUGAGGAAUCUGAAAUGACACAUAAAACAGUUUUAAUUUCGAAUAAAAACAAUGAUGGACGGGUACAAAUUUACACGGAUUUAAACAACAGUGAAUUAAUUGAUCAAACCAAAAACAUAAAAUUAAAACAAAUUAAGAAUGUGUUAACCGAGGGUAUGAACUAUGCUUUCCUCCGACACCUUGCAAUAAUAGGAUUUGAGGGCACCAUCAAGAAUAAAAAAGCUGUAACCAUUAAUGGAACAUUAUGUAAAACAAUAUACGAAUGUUCAUUAAAAGACAAUUACAAAAUUAAUGAAGUGUCUAUACCAGUCGUAAUUAUAAAGAGGAUUUUACAAUUAGGAAAAUCUUUUAAAACUCCAAUUACACAUAUGACGACUAUCUUAACCCGCUUGGGUUAUAUAUUACAACAUUCAUGGGGUAAAAAGUUUGAUAAAAAACUUAAGAUCAAUAAGUCAAUGCGAAUCACAAAAGAUGGUUUUGUUCAUAACGACACUAUGUUACACCUAAAAAAUAACUGGGAACAAGAUGUUCGUUUUAAAUCUAUGUAUCUAGAUAAAGUGUCUGAAAUGAAAAUGAAGUACAACACUUAUAUAAAAAAUCACAGUGAUGUGAAAGAUAUGAUCAUUGAUUACGUAAAAAAUAUACUAUUAGCCAAGCCAGAUGAUGUAUUACAGUUUUCAAUCGAUCACUUUAAACAGUUCUAAAGAAUUUUUAAUACUGAAUUAAUUUUGUUACAUGAAAUUAUGAUAAUAAUAUUGGUCAUUAUUACGCAUCUAUAAUAA